CGUUGAUUUGAGCUUCAACCAAAAUUUUCUCUCUAGGUCACAACUCUUAUCUGUGGUCUCGUUCGUCGAAUAGACAAAUAUGUCAAAAUAUUGCUAUGUCUGCUGAUAGAAUUUUGUGGGAUAAAAUACAAUUUUGAAAAAUAUGGGAUAUUUUUUGGGCUAACAUCACCAAAAAGGUACAAUAUCGAACUCGCUAAAUUAUUCAACUCAUGAAGGCUCUUGCUAAAUAUCCAAAUUUUUUUAAGUAUUUGGGAUUUACCCUGAUUGGAACAAGGUAUGAGUAUCACUGGCAAAAAAUUAACAUGCUGUAACAAUUUUAUUUUGAAUAGUGCAGGAUGGAUUUACUAUCAGGUGAAGCGCACCAAACAAAUAUUAGAAGGUGCUGUCGAUACUUCAGUCCUACACCUAAAAGCAGUAGCUCUACAGAAAGAGCCUGUUGUAGAAGAAUUCACAGAGAUACAACAGCCCUUUUUCCCUUUUGAAAAAAGAAACUUCCUUAGUAGUACUUGGGAUUCGAUAAAAUUCGCUUAUGCCCGUAGAUUAGUGAGAUUGGCAGGGAGUGAGAAUCAAUCUUUUCGAAUAAAGGCUGUGAAACAUCUAGCUAAGAUCAAAGACAUGGAUCAAUGGCAUUGCUGUCUAUUGGCAAAUAUGAUAGAUGCUAGAGCAGCUGUAGGCCUAGCACGAUCUGGGGAUGUUGAUAAAAGGUUAUUCCUAGAACCACCAUUACGCUACCAUAACUUUAACAAAGAUAUGUUGGUAAAUGUUAUGAGAGAUUUCUUGAUAAAUCUGUAUGAAAAAUCUCAACAUCAAUGUUUGGGAUAUUUUCUGUCUAAGGUGUUUGUGUAUGAACAUGUGAGUAUGCUUUACACUUAAUAGUUAAAUUUUAUAGAGCAUAAAUUAUUAACAUUCUUUCUUCUGCUGCUCAGUGGAUUAUGGGUAAUUAUCAUCAUAAGGUAGGAGCACAAAUAUUUCUAUUAGGUAACCACAUAUUAACACAGAACUCCCUCAUAAGCUGUCAUAUUUUUAGAAAGCCUGAAGUACCCUAUACUAUUCAUCAUUGUUUGGCAUAGCGGUCCAGUAGACCUUUGCUCUUAGUUAAGUCUCAUCUGUCUAGCUACGCAUAUACCAAACAUGUUCAAGGGGAAAAGAAAAAGAAAAGAAAAUCAUUUGAAGUAGAAAACUCUUAACCAUUAUUAGUUUAACUCCAAAAAUAAUUUUGAUUGGUUUUGUAUACUGAAAUAAUUUUGGUUGGUCUGAAAUUGACCAUUUAAUUUUGAUCACAGUGUGAGGAUUGACCUGGAAUGUUUGCGAACUAGCUCAACUGUGUAGUCUUCUGAAUCGCACAACAGAGGGUGGCUGUGUGAUUCUGCUUGAUUAUCACACUGCUGUGCCUGUUAUUCUACAUAAUCCCUUAGAUACAGGGUGUGAAGAUCUCUGAGAAUGGUCUCAUUUGACACAUCCCACGGGAAGUUAGUGAUUGUGCAUAGGUUUCUAUUUUGCAGGACUUUCAGUUUCUGCAUAUGCAUGUUGGCAAGAUAGCACCAAGCCACUCAUGCAUAGGUGAUUGACGGUCUUAUGAACCAUUUUAUACAACCGGAUCUUGUUUAUCAAACUUAAUUUUGAAUUUCUGCACAACAAAUUAUAAAGCUGCUUAAAUGUAAUUCCGUUUUUGGUUUUCGAAAUAUCAGUAUGUUUAUGCCAGGUCAACCCCUUGUCAAUGAUUGACUCAAAGGUACCUGACAGCUUGUUGCCAUGGUGUAUAUGAGUUAAAAUUAUUAAUUUCGAUCCGCCCACUAAAAUACUUCUUCCACCGCAGUCUAUCGUUAACCAGGAUACCUGGACUAUUAGUGCAGUGUCGUCAUCACAGAGAUAGACUUCACAGCCGCUGGGGCAAGGGACGUCAUGUAUAUGAAGUGAAUAAAGGAUUGGUCCUAAGACAGAGCACUGAGGAACACCGGCUCUUACGUGCCGUGUUGUUGACAAAACGUUAAUUUUAGUUCGAAACUUUCAUCCUUCUAGAAAAGAUUUCAACAGUUUUAGUAGCCAAAAUGGAAAGCCUUUUUGGAUGGGCUGAUAUAAGAGGCCCAUGGACCACAUCUUGUCAAAUGCCUUUGAUCCAUUUAAAAGCAAGAUACCAGUACUUUUUUUGAGGGUGAACCUCCUGGUUACAUGCUUCACUAGUCUAACUGCCUGUAGCUCCAUACUAUUCUCCGACCGAAAGCCAAAUUGCAUGUCAGAAAUCACAUGGUGAUCUGACGAGAAAUUUUCAAGGUGACGAUAAAUCACCUUUUCAGCGAGCUUAGAAGGAGCUGGCAGUAGACUAAUGGGACAGUAAUUCCUGGAGGAAUAUCGAACCUACUUUCUUUGGGUCAUGAUGAGUUCAGAAAUCUUCCACGCCUUAGGAAAGUACCGAGUUCGGAGCAUUGCAAUGAUUAUUGUCACCAGAUAAGUCAAAGCUUUUAGCAAAAGCAACUUCAGGGUCUUAUUGGUGGUGUGAUCCUCUCCAAGUGAUUUACGCAAUCUUAGGUCCUUAAUGUGGCCGUGAAGCUUUUCCAUUGAGCAAAAUGGAAUCACAGAGGAUUCCGCUGUGGUGCUGUGCAGAGAUUCUGCCGAAACGGAAUCACCGAUGUUUGCAUUGAUGUUAGUGUCGCCAUAUUGCUCUAAAAUAUCUCCUGACAUAUCUUACAAAUUGUCGUUCCUCGUCAAGAGCAUAAUUGGUAGAGCACUGCCUUUCCAUGACGUCAGCAAAAACCGCCACUUUAUCUUCAGUCCUAAAAACUAUGCCUCCAGGACUAUGGAUAUGUGGUAGUUGCUUUUGCCUUCCGUUUCUGAGAGAUUUUGCCACUUUCCAUAGAGGAAUACUUGAAUCGAGCAUCCAAGCCAGAAAGUCGCUCCACUUCUCAUUACGGAAUUCAUGGAGUGCAAUUCUCACUUCACAGUUUAGUAGUAGUAGUUUUUUAUCGAAUGAAAAUGCACCAUUGCUAUGUUGCUGAAAAUGAAAGAGCAGGUUAGUGUGUGCCGCACUGAUUGAACGCUUGUAAAAUCAAGAGUGCCGGUGAUUAAAAAAAAUGUGCAUAAAAUUCCAAUACCGCUUCGCGUCGUUCUAGAAGGCGUCCUCACAGACGCCGCCAAGCGGGUUGUGGGGUCGGGGUUCGCGUAAAAGCAGAAAUCGGCCAUGAAGCUCUGGCGAGUAGAAGAUUCGCCCAACAGAUGGCGCCAACGGUACUAUUUAUCGUCACAAUACAUUAGCCAGACACCUAGACAGGAUCAGGAAGAAUCUGUGUACACCUCAUGGUUGACUUUAUCGAGUGGAUAAGGCAAUAGCCGUUUCACUUUCUCGUACGUGUUAAAGAAAUGAUUCGGGCAUACGAUACCGAUACAGAUUCAAGAAUACGCAAGCCCUAUGAUCCGAAAAAAAUCUCAUUGUCGGUUGGGUGUUUCAGAGUCUGCAUUCUGAAAGGGACAAUAAUGUUCUCUUUAUGGUAUAUCUUGAAAACUAUCGAAUUUGGGAAUACAUUACAGACUCACAUCGAAGAGUACGCAAUCUACAGAAUGAGAUGAAACUAUUCACUUCGUUUCUAGGCGAGAGUUUGAAUCUCUGGAUGGGAUCGAUCAGAGAUCCCAAAAUACCUUUCUCAUUUACGCGUCCUCGGCGAAUAUCUGAUUGGGGCAAAUAUAGCUAAAUCAAGAAGCUAUGAGCAAUAUUUUUACCAUAUUUUGGUUAUCUAAUUUGUAAAGAGUAUUUCAGACUUUGGCUAGAUCCUUGCUGCUGUAUUAAUUGGAGUGGAACCUUACUCAGCAUAAUAAUCCCAACAUGGCUGUUUGUAGGACAAUUCCCAUAUAGUGGAUAACGAUUCUUCAGCAUUAGAACUAAGUAAAUUCAUUCAAUCAGAAGACGAUGUCAUGCCAAAGUGUCUAGAAUCCCUCUUGCAUCAUUCCAGCAUUAGGAAAUAUACAAAAGAUAUAGUAGAUGAGAAUGCACUACCUCUUUUAAUGGAAAUAUACCAUCGCUACAAGCGCAACAUAGAAAUGAACAUCAAACUGUGCCAAAUUAUAUCUUAUAUGUCAUUCGACAGAAAUAUUUUAGGACCAAUGCAUAAAUCUGGUUAGUAUUUGAAGUAUUCUCUGUUCUCUGUCAACUAGAAGUCUGGUAAAGAUUCAAGACGAUUUUUUUGACGCCAAUGCUGGACCUGGGGUCUAAUUCUAACUGGAUUUCGUUUGUUGGAAAUUAGAUCCUGGUGUCAAAAUUAUAUUGACGGAUCAUAUGUAGGACAUCGAAAUUGAUUUCACAGGUCGAAAUUCAGUUAGGAUCAGGCAAUAAAGGCACUGUACGAAAAGGAAUUAAUAUAUAUAUAUAUAUGAGAUAUUUAAUAAUGUUGGAGGAUAUAUAGAAUUUUCUUUAUAUUACAGGGUGGAUAGGAGUAUUAUAUGAUUGGACCAAACAUGACGACGUUCGAAUAUCGAUUCCAGCUGCAAGAGCCUUAGCGAAUUUAGAUUUUGAUAGUCAAUCGAUUUAUAACCGGUAUAUUUAUCUGUUAUACCCCAUUACUAGAACUUCUAGUGGCCAAGAACUGGACGUAGUAUUUGUCCAUGGUCUCUUAGGUGGAGUUUUUUACACUUGGCGACAAAGAAAAAGGGGGAAGAACAUCCUUAGUAUUACUGAAAGCAUAACCCCGGGACUAGAUUCAAUGGAUCAAAUUAUAAGAAACAAAACGCCAAAACAAAUGCUGAAAAGCAUCAAGGAAAAAAUAGAAUUCGAUGACUCGUUCAAAGAAUACGAAAUUGUAUGGGAUGAUAUACCAGUAUAUACAAAUACAAAUGGUGAUGAUCCAUACACUUGUCCAGCAACCCAGUAUGUUAAGUGCAAAGAUAACAAUGAUUGUCACACUUACUGCUGGCCAAAAGAUUGGCUACCAGAAGACUGUAGUAACUUGAGAAUCUUAGGUGUGAAUUAUGAUACCAGUCUUUCAAUGUGGGCACCAAUCUGUCCUACAGAAAAAGUGAAGUUCACUUUGGAAGAACGAAGUGAUGAUCUUAUUGAGAGAUUCUUAGGCUGUGGCUUAGGUGAAAAACCCAUUGUUUGGGUAACUCAUUCGAUGGGUGGACUGAUAGUUAAGAAUAUUCUUUGUAAAGCUUUUGAGAGCAAAGAUGAAAAUAUUAAGAAGAUUUGCUCUAAUACAAAAGGGGUCAUCUUCUAUAGCACACCACAUAAAGGAUCUCGCUUAGCCAAUCUCAGCCAAGCAACAGCACUGCUGUUGUGGCCUUCAGUUGAGGUACAAGAAUUAAGAGAAAAUUCCCCAAAACUGAGAGCUAUUCAUGAGAAAUUCCUGAACAUAGUCAAAGAAGCUCCAAUGAAAAUUGUUACUUUUGUGGAAACUAAGUCUACAGUGGUAACAGCAUUGAAGUUCAAUUUUUUAUUGGUCGAGCCCAAAUCUGGAAAUCCAAGCAUUGGCGAAUAUUAUGAAAUUCCUCAAGACCAUUUGGGUAUUUGUAAACCAAUUUCAAAAAAUUCAUUCCUCUACCAAAAAGUACUACACGUGCUGCAAGAAAUCCUCAAAGAAACUCAAAAGAAAAAUCAAAAAUUAGGUAACUAGUUGUACUUGUAAGAAAAUACAUACAAUAAAAAAUUGCAUUACCUAA
Messenger RNA from Acanthoscelides obtectus, 5640 nucleotides. NCBI's taxonomy places the organism in Eukaryota, Metazoa, Arthropoda, Insecta, Coleoptera, Chrysomelidae. The record is from the annotation of a GenBank genome assembly.